This is a messenger RNA of Amaranthus tricolor (Joseph's coat), 2227 nucleotides long. Its product is annotated as glutathione S-transferase 2-like. Gene Ontology annotation, molecular function: glutathione transferase activity; maleylacetoacetate isomerase activity. The coding region runs from base 191 to 862 and encodes 223 amino acids. NCBI's taxonomy places the organism in Eukaryota, Viridiplantae, Streptophyta, Magnoliopsida, Caryophyllales, Amaranthaceae. The record is from RefSeq and is a predicted model, not a curated record. The transcript has 2 exons. Gene Ontology annotation, biological process: L-phenylalanine catabolic process; glutathione metabolic process. Gene Ontology annotation, cellular component: cytoplasm.
UUGCUUACAUCACUUAUUUAGGAAUUCAUUGUGUGAACACCAAAUACAUUUGACUAGUCCAAUAUAACCAUCAAUAGAGUCAAACAAAGUUGGCUUAAACGAAAAUAAUAUAAAUAACACAUCAACCCUUUUCAUUUCUCAUAAAUUUGAACCCUUAAUUACACUUUAACACACAUAAACAUACAUAACAAUGGCAAGCUUAACAGAAACACAAGAGAAGCCAAAGAUAAAGAUCUAUUCAUGGUGGAGGAGUUCGGCAUCGGCUCGAGUUCUUAUAACCCUCCAUUUGAAAGGGCUUGAUUAUGAAUACAAAGAGAUUAAUAUACUUAAAGGUGAUCAGUUUACACCUGAGUUCAAGAAGAUUAGUCCAAGAAGCUUUGUGCCUGUUUUAGUUGAUGGUGAUGUUGUUAUAACUGAAUCAACUGCUAUCAUACAAUAUUUGGAAGAAAGGUAUCCUCAACCUUCUAUUUUGCCCCCACAAGGUGAAUUUCAAAAGAGAGCACUCCAUUAUCAGGUUGCAAGCAUGAUCAACGCAAGUAUGCAACCAUUCAUAAACAUACAAGUAUUGAAAUACAUUGAAGAAAAAGUUGGGGCUGAAGAAAGAAUACCGUGGGCUCAUAUCUAUUUUAAGAAAGGUUUUUCAGCAUUGGAAAAUCUACUAAAAGAACAUUCUGGAAAGUAUGCAAUUGGGGAUGAAGUUGGCAUGGCAGAUGUUUUCUUAGCACCUGAAAUUGAUGGUGCUGUUAAAUUAUUUAAUCUCGACAUGAACGAAUUUCCUUUAUUGAAGAAAUUGAGUGAUGACACGUAUCAUCAGUCUAAGCCAUUCCUGGAUGCUGUCAUUCAGUCACAGCCUGAUGCUUGAUAACAACAUUAUAUGUAGUUAUAUACUUUCUCCGGUUUUAAAUACUCCUAAUAUUUAUUUCAUCAAUAAUAUUUUUGGGUUUUAAUUUGUUGAUUUUGUAAUGUAUGAUGUGGUUUUCUUGAUUAGUCAAGGGAUUUCAUCUUAUUUUUGUUUGAAAGUGUGUACAAGUUUGUACUAUUUGGAUUUACUGAGUGUAUUAUUCCCUUUUUAUUGAAAUUUGUUAUGGUAAUAAAAUGUAUUAAUAAAUGAUGUUUCUUGGUGAUUAAUCUAAUAUGUCCCUCAACUUUACCGGCAAACUGAUGCAAAUGGUGAUCAUAUUAAUACAUCUUUCAAUUCAUAGAAAAUGUUUUAUUUUUUUAGGUCACUUUACUGUAAUUAUCUCAAUUUUAAUUUAAAUAAUAAUUUUUGAUAAAUGAAAUUUUUUUAAAAAAGUGAUAACAAACGAAAAGAGAGAAUGAAUUGUAUUGAUGAAAUUGAAAGAGAUCUAAAAUAUAUGAAUGUAAUUAAAAGAAAGUGGUGGACCAUUAUUCUAGUGCUAAAUUAAGUGAGAUAAACUAAAAUAGAAAAUAAUGCAAAUUCAAUGGAACGAAGGAAAUAUAUGUAAACUUAAUAGGGCCGGCCCCAAACAAGUGCAAAAUGUGCCUACGCCUAGGGCCUCCCAAAAAAUAUUAGUUUUCAACUAGUGCUAAGGUUUAAACUUUUCUAUAUAUACAAUAAUUUAGGAGCCCACAAAUAAUCGGGUCAGCCCUAUAUAAACAAUUUUUGCGGUGUCCCGUCUUAAUUUGUAGAUGUAGGCAUUUGUUAGUCUUUUUUGAAAUGAAAUACACAAGAAACAUUUAUAUAUAAAUUUUACCAUAGGUAAAUAUCAACAAACAGUUAAUGUGACUCCAUGGCCCAAUGGAUAAGGCGCUGGUCUACGGAACCAGAGAUUCUGGGUUCGAUCCCCAGUGGAGUCGUUUAUUUUUAUAAACUCAGAUUUUCAUUAUUUUAAUCUCCGAUUCAAGCUGACUAAAUGACUUGGGCAAGGUAAAAAAAGUGAGCAAAGAAUUCAGAUAACAUUUGUAUUCUAAUAGUGCAAAACCAAGUUCAGGUCAUUUUUCAAUACAAAAUUGGAAAAAACUUGAGACUUUGUACAUAAUCUAUCAAGGGGAAUAGGAGGAUCCGAGAAAGAACCAUCCAAAACCUGGUUUGCAACCCAAUGAUUGGCAGCUUCUGUGUAACGUAGACUGUCCCAACUUAUGUAUUCCCUUGGAUUACUGCAUGGAGUUGCAUAAACUGCAGUUUUGUUCACUCUCUCUAUGUUCCAACAAUGCAAUCGAGAACAGUUAGCAUGCUUACAGCAGUAACCUAGUGGAUCAACAAAAC